Molecule: messenger RNA, 1809 nt
Organism: Neoarius graeffei (lesser salmon catfish)
Lineage: Eukaryota; Metazoa; Chordata; Actinopteri; Siluriformes; Ariidae
Product: SCAN domain-containing protein 3-like
Exons: 1
Coding region: 1-1809 (602 amino acids)
Source: RefSeq, a predicted model, not a curated record
AUGGCGAAUCGUCAGGUAGAAGAGACUGCGGAAUGUGUCAAAAAGAAAAAGAGGGGGUACCAAGAAAGUUAUUUAGAGUUUGGUUUCAUAGAAGCAAUGGAUAAAAUUAAAGCUGAAUGUGUCUUUUGUCAUGAGAAACUAGCCAACGAAAGUUUGAAGCCCUGCAAGCUGAAGCGACACCAGACAACUAAACAUCCCGAGACGGUGGGUAAACCGAAAGAGUUUUUUCUCAGAAAACGAGAGCUUGUUGUCACUAACAGGCCCCAAAACAUCAAGGACCGUUUCUUUAGGGCUGGCAGCGACCAGAGGCAAGCAACGAUUGCAUCUCUUGAGUGCUCUCUCCUAAUUGCCAAAGCCAAAAAGCCGCACAGCAUCGGCGAGACACUGAUUAAACCUGCUUGCAUUAAAAUGGCUGAUAUACUGUGUGGACCACAGGUGGCUAACAAAUUUAAGACUGUACCACUGUCUGACAACACAGUGAAAGACAGAAUCGACAGAAUGGCAGGAAACGUUGAGUGCACACUCGUCGAAAAACUCAAGACCGGCCCGUUUUCAAUCCAGCUGGAUGAAACCACCACUGUGGCGGAGGAAGCAAUCCUCAUUCUUUAUGUACAGUACACUGAGGAAAGUGAGCUUAAACAAGAUACUCUUAUGUCUGUCAAUCUCACAUCCACCACAAGAGGAGAGGAUAUAUUCAGUGUAGUUGACACAUACUUCACAAGCCACAACAUUCCCUAUGAAAAUAUAGUUGCAUGCUGCACAGAUGGAGCCCCGUCAAUGAUGGGGGAAAAUAAGGGCUUCAACAGCCGUUUGAAAGAGAAGGCACCGCACUGCUUAGUGUUUCACUGUAUGAUACACAGACACGCACUGGCAGGCAAACACCUCUGCGAAGACCUGAAUGAAACCUUAAAGACUGUGGUCAAAAUAGUAAACUUUAUAAAAGCUCGUCCGGUCAACAAAAGAAUCUUUGCACAGCUGUGUGAGGAUGAGAUGCAUCAGACACUCCUCCUUCAUACCGAAGUCUGCUGGCUUUCUCGUGGGAAAGUGUUGAUGCGAUUCAUGGAACUUAAACAACAAAUACAGGAAUUCUUAGCUGUGCACAACACGAAAUUAGCGGACGAAAUGACAGUCGAGUUUCUCAUCAAGACUGCGUAUCUUGCGGAGAUAUUCAGUCUGUACAAUGAGGCAAACAAAUGUAUGCAGGCCGUGGACGCCACCGUCAUGGAGUGCAAAGAGACAGUGGAUGCGUUUUUGCGCAAAGUGGAGUACAGACGGAAUAAAUUGGGAAAGGGGGACCUGCGACAGUUUCCCUUGGUACUACAACAAUCAGGGGGGAAGCUACCUGAUGCGUUGGCCAGACAAUUCACCUGCCACAUGGAUCAGCUUCAAGAGGAGAUGCGCUCGCAUUUUUUGGAUAUUAAUGAACAUAUCUCAAAAGACACAUGGGUGAUGGACCCAUUUCUCGCUAAAGAGGAAGAUGUGGAGCACCUCCAGGCUGAGGAUGAGCUCGUGGAUAUAAAGUCCAAUUCUCUCUGCAAGCGGUUCUAUGAUGAGCAUGGAUACAAGUGGUUUUGGUUGGUAAAGGGAGCAGUAGUCGCUCCCAGGCUUGCUCAUCAUGCGAUCACCAGACUCAUCUUGCCUUUUGCCACAACGUACCUGUCAGAGACUGCUUUCAGCACGCUGGUCACCAUCAAAACAAAGGCACGCAACAGACUGGAUGUGCACAGUGACUUUCAUUUGGCUGUUACCAACGUCACUCCAGACAUCCCAGCACUGGCUCAGGAAAUACAGUGUCAAGGCUCUCAUUAA